Penicillium verhagenii is the source of this 744-nucleotide messenger RNA. RefSeq lists its product as uncharacterized. The transcript has 3 exons. NCBI's taxonomy places the organism in Eukaryota, Fungi, Ascomycota, Eurotiomycetes, Eurotiales, Aspergillaceae. Bases 1 to 744 code for a protein of 247 amino acids. The record is from RefSeq and is a predicted model, not a curated record.
AUGUUCGCAACACAAUCCCCAACAACACCCUUCCGCCAAACCUCCCACUACACCCCCACGCGUCCAUCCCCCCUAGGACCUCGCACCUCCAACAUCGCCACUCCCCCAUGGACAAUGGGCUCCCCCCUCACGCGCCGCACCCGCACACCAAAAACCAGCCGGAGCACAAGAGAACUGCUUCGCCCCGAUCUCCACCACUCUUCCCCGUCAACGAAUAUCUUUGGCGCGUCCACGCCAUGCAACUUCUUCCCUGCCCAGUCGAAUCUCAUGUCGCCCACCUCGCCUUCGCCGUCUACGCGCUCAACCAAGUUCGCGGACCGGUAUGCGGCGCAGGUCGCGAAUCCUAUGAAGGGCUCUGCGGCGCUGGCGCGGUCGAAGACGCGGAAGAUGUUUAUGAAUCGCGUGCGGAAUGAGCGGGAUGAGGGGCGCUUUGAGGCGCGGGGCGAGCAGAUGAUGCAUGCGGAUUACUUGGCUGAUAAGCGCAAGUGGGAGGCGGCUAUGGCGCGGGAUUUGGAUGGGUCGAUUCAGGCGGAGGCGGAGGAGGAUGAUAUGCUUCCUGAUGAGGAUACUCGUGCUUUUGAUGAAUAUGUCUCUCAGCAAGAGGCGAUGGAGAUGGCUCUGAAUCAGACUGGGGAUCAACAGAACUGUUCCUUCAGUGAUGAUGAGUAUGAUGAUAUUUUCAUGAGUCUGCCUGAGCAUGCGUUGUCUCAUGAUAAUGAGUGCCAGGAUAUGGACAUGUCGUGA